Oryctolagus cuniculus (rabbit) is the source of this 927-nucleotide messenger RNA. The record is from RefSeq and is a predicted model, not a curated record. NCBI's taxonomy places the organism in Eukaryota, Metazoa, Chordata, Mammalia, Lagomorpha, Leporidae.
CCUCGCGGGUCGGGGAUGCCAGGCCCACCCCGCCUCUGGGAGAGACACCGGGGGCAGGGCCGGGCCGGGAGUCGGCCGGGCCGGGGGCGGAGGCGGAGGCGGGCCUGCUGGGAAGCAGCCGUGUGUGGGAACCCGAGCCGCGGGCUCUGCCUGAGUGGGUGGCGGAAGAGGGCGAACCGGUUUUUUCACCGAGUUCUUCGCGCUUUUAAGCUAGCUCUUGCAGGCACAAAAGCCCGAGCAACCGUCGCCCGAUUUCUCUGGGGAUGGGGCGGGCGGCGUUUGGGCGGCGGGGCCCGUGCGCCCGGUGGCGGCGGCUGCGGCCGCGCGGGGAAGGGCGGCCGCGGAGCCUCCCGCGGCCCCGCGCGGCUCCGGAGUUACUUUGGCGUCGCCCCGCCCCGCGCGCCGCGGCGGCUCGGUGCAGACCCGACCUCGGGUCCCGCGGCAGGCCAGGGGAAGUCUGAGUGCGGGUCGCCGCCCUGUGAACUCCGGCCGAGUUGCGGAGCUCUCUGGAGAACUUGGCGGACCCUGCAGGGAACCCUAGUAGAGCCUGACGGGGCGGCCGAGGAAGGACCUCAUGGACUUUGGGGCUACACCCGGAACCCCGUUUUCCCUUCGGGAUCACCCCUGGUUCUUUACGUGUCCUGCAAAUAUCUGUUAAGCGCUGUUGUAGGCGCUGAGGCUGUGUGUUGAGCCAUGGUCCCUUGCCUUGCUGGGGCGUACAGUGGCGGAGACAGUUGCGACCAAUUAUUGAAGUCGUGGUAAAUGCACAGGAGCCGCGUCCUUUUUAGAGGAUAAGUGCUACCGCCGCCGCUGCCGUGCUGCUCCAAUUGGGGACACAAAGCCUUCAGUUAAUUCAGAAGGAGAAAAAUUGGAACAGAAAUAUUAAAACAUUGUUGAUUAAACAUAAUACCACUCCAAAGAUGUGAA